AAUUUAAAUUUUAACGGCGUUUGCGAAGAAGCGCAUCUGAAAAUGUCUUCUCGUGGUCGGAAACUUGUACAGUGAUUUAUUUAAAUGAAUUUUACUUAAAAAAUUCAAUUAAAAAUGAUCAACGAGAAAAUAUAUUAGAUUUGUUUAUAGUUUAAAUUUUAAUAAAGUAUGCUUCUUAAAUCAUUUAAUUUAAAUGAAAAUCAGCUAUGCAUGUCACAUGGCGAGAAAACUUAUUUAAAUAUUAUUAUUAUUUGUUCUGAACUUAGACAAUCAUAAAAAUGGCUAGUAGUUUAAAGAUGGACUUUUUGUCAGUAUUUAAAUCUAAACAGCCUACUCUUCCUUUGCCGAAUGAAUCUAGUUUAAUACCAGCAGUUGGUUUGUUCAAGUCACAAAGUUUUUUAGUUGGUACUAAUUUCAAAGAUAGUCUUAGCUCAAUAAAUGCUGAGCUAGAUAGUGACCUUGGAAAAGAGGACGAGUUGGAUGGUAUUAAAAGACUUAGUAGUAUUGAUAAAAGGUUUUCUAGAGCUUUGUUUAAAAUUCGAAAGUCUCAUUGGUUAGAUGCUUCAAAAAUAAACAAUUGUAUGCAAUGUGAUAAAGUUUUUGGCUUAACAACAGGGUCUGUAAAUAAACUGAGAAAACAAAAUUGCAGAAGAUGUGGAAGAGUGUUUUGUGAAAACUGCUGUCAGUACAUGAAGCGCUUAUCUCCAGAAUGCAUACCUGAUCCUCAGGGAAAUCUCUAUCGGGUUUGCUUCAGUUGUGCAGGUUUUCCAAGCAGUCAACCCCUUGGUGAAAUUCGUUCACUGACUGACGAUUUCUUAUUUUCACGAAGUAAAAAACGUUUAAUAAUUUCACAAGAGUUAACUAGACUUUUGCAUGGUUUUAAAGCUAAUGUAAAUCCUAAUUCAAGAAUAAAAACUGUAGUAAACGAUACUUUUUCUAUUAUGAAAGUACCUGAAUGGCAGAAAUCGUCGAAAUGGCUGGAGAGUUCGGAAGUAGAAUUGUGCUCUCAAUGUUAUUCAAAGUUUUCUUUCAUUAACAGUAAACAUCAUUGCAGACUUUGUGGUUUUGUAUACUGUCGGCAUUGUUGUAAAGCAAAUUUGCUUUUGUAUUAUGAUGAACAACAGUGUGCAGCUGCUAGAUUAAUUGGAGUUGUUGGGUGUCCGAAUAAAGAACCACCUGUCUGUCUUUAUUUAGUUAUAUGUGUUUUAUGUGAAGAAGAUAUGGAAAACUAUCAGGUCAUGCAGUAUCAUUGCCAACAAAAAGGAAACAAUUUUUCUUCUGAUAAACUUGCAAGUCUUAGUAAAAUAUUAGACAAGCUUAAAGUUUUUGAGAAAAAAAUUGAAGACAAUUUACCUCGUUUCCAGGAGCUUGUUGAUAGUUUAACUUAUGAUAAUAUUCAGUUGGAAGAAAGCUCGACAAGUACAAACGACAUUAAAAAUAUUGCCAAAAUUGACGGCGAUUUAUCGGAUAUGUUUACUCAGUAUUCGGUUAUUGUUCUUAGUCUUAAACAACAUGUUAUGUCUUCAAAGACUGAAUUAGAAAUCAUGCGUAAUGCAACUUCAUUAAAAUGUAAACAAUACAAUCAAGGAAUAAAUUUAUUUAAAAGUUUAAGGGAUAGUUUAGAAAAAUCUUUGCCAAAAAAAGCUCUGCUUGAAUAUCAAAACUGUGCCAACUUGAAUGCCAUCAAUAAUACAUAUUUGAUGGUAAGGCAACUGGGUUUUGAGGCAUUGAGGUUAUCUUUAAAAUACGAUUUUGAUGCUGCACUGGCAGAAGAACUUAGGGAAGUGGAUAAAGUUUGCUGCGAAGAACUAAAAUCGUUUGUUGUGCAAUGCGGACAGAGUUGGAACGACCAUGUCUCUGUUUUAAACGAGUUUAUUAAACAGCAGUUAGAUAAUAAAAAACUUGUAUUGCCGAAAGAAGAUAAAAUUAAUUUAGAGGGCAGUUUGUAUGUUAAACGUUUUCUUACAGAUAGGUGCCGUACCUUAGUUUAUCAAAUACUACAUGCAUUAAAAAGCAGGUCAUCUGAAACGCAAUUUUUAGAAUCAAAAGCUUGUCUUCAAAAUCUUUUUGAUAAAAUGUCUAUGAAUGAAGCGGGUGGUACCUAACCGUCUUGAUGGUUUUAUUUUAACGUAAUUUUUUAUAAUGGUUUUUUUCAUAUAAAAGUAAUUAAAUUAUUAUUUUUAUUUAUUUGUAAUAACCUUUUUAUAUUUUUCAAACAAAAAAUUGGAUUUUAUAUAGUUAAAUUGGUUUUAGUUGGAUUACUAUUA
Molecule: messenger RNA, 2267 nt
Organism: Hydra vulgaris (swiftwater hydra)
Lineage: Eukaryota; Metazoa; Cnidaria; Hydrozoa; Anthoathecata; Hydridae
Molecular function (GO): metal ion binding
Source: RefSeq, a predicted model, not a curated record